GCGGACCGUAGUUUUUGCCUCGUUUCUUAUUUCCCGGCCGAUUAGCUCGCCGCGUCUGUUUUUCUAACACUUAAAAGUCAACGGUCUCGUUCGGUAAUUUUCGGCACUGCUGGCGCCUGUGCGCCGGCCCGAUCGGCAAACUUCGGACCGUCAUACUUCAUCGACAGGUCAUCGACUUAUCAAAGCGAGAAACGGUGGAUGGUAAUCGUUUACAUUUUCACGUCAACCGUUGACUUUUUGUCUUCUAACCACCCAAACGGUUUAGACUUCUGCGUGUUUCCAAAAAUACAAAGGAACCAAUGGCAGAAGAACACGCAGAGGUAUAAAUCAAUGAGCCGCGGCUCGUCAGGAUGUCAGUAAGUGCACGUGCAAUAUCAACAACCUGCGUCUACUUAUUUCGUCCAUCUACUCAACCUAAUUCUCACAGUCGCCACUGCGUGUCGUGCUCUACUCACCGCUGCUGAUUACACGCUUUUCAAAGUUUCCAAAGAAGCCGCAAUAGCUAACUGUCAAUUGACAACAUGACGGGAAGACUACGUAUUUUCUUUCAUUUUUUUAAGGCCGGUGGAUAUAAAAAGGAUAUUUCACAAUGUGUGAAGAAGAUUUAACGGAUCCCAUUGCACCUGAGUACUCAUAUGUUUUCGACUUCGAAAAAAACUACUCUUAUGGAGACACUCAAGAAUGGUUAUUGGACAAUAUAGUGUACUGCAUCUGCUACGUUGUCUUUUACGUCACCGUAAUUAUUGUCGGGAUUUCUCACAUGUUAGAACAUCCAAAGUACAAUUUGAAACGUUCACGUGCAUUAUGGUAUGGAUUGAUGGCACUGCUCUCCAUUAUCGGAUUUAGUAGAACAGCACCGGAGCUGCUCUUUGCAUUGCUCCAUCAUAGCUUUUACCAUAGUAUUUGCUUACCUAGUAACUAUUACCAAAAUCCUGUUUCUGGCUUUUGGUCACUGGCACUUGUCAUAUUGAAAUUUGUACAAAUGUUCGAUACGAUGUUCGUCGUGUUACAAAAACAAGAAAUGACAUUUCUGCAUGUCUACCGUCAUUUAUCUAUUAUUAUUUACUUCUAUUUCACAUACACGGAGACUACAGCAGCCAUGAGAUGGUUCAGCGUAAUGGAGUACUUUAUUAAUUUUUGCAUAUAUUCUUAUUAUGCUGUGGAAUCAAUGGAGUACAAACUACCACUAUGUCUUAUUAUCACGUGCCGUGUGAUGCAAAUACUACAAAUGAUGACUGGUUACAUUCUAACUAUUAUCGCUUAUAAUCAGCGAGAUAUCCAUAAGCUUAACUGUUAUAUUACGCAUGAAAGUACAGCAAUUGGUUCCAUCUAUUACAUCGCCACUGCUUGCUUCUAUGCUAAAUAUUUCUACUCGACUUACAUAUCCAGGAAACAGAAAAAGAGAGGUAGAAAGACUAAGUGAAAAGUGUAUCAAAGUUUUUUCUUUUUCUUUUAUAUUUCAAAUCUUUUUCUACGAGCACUUCUUAAAUAGCAUUUCGUGGAAGCAUUUCUAACGUAUUUCAAGAGUCUUUAUUAGUUCAGAAUGAUAGAAAUUUUGUUUUUGUUGUGCGAUAAAAUGAAAGUGAUAAGGAUUAUUUAAUUACUAUAAAAGAAUUAACGUAUUUGAUGUUACGAUAUGGAAUGUGAAGACUUUAAAGACAGUUGCUUAAUGCGUAUCUUCAAAAUAAUUUUAGGAAACAUAUUAGUCAGAAAAAAAGAUUGUUACUUAGUAUCUUUUCCUUGCAAUAUAUCCGAAGGUCAAGGUCAUUGCAGUCGAAGACUCCCUCUUUGCAUAAUUACUAAUAUGGCUAACGAUAUUGGAAUUUUACAUUUUUUCCACAUAAUAUAUUAAUAGAUUUAAACAUCGACGUUUCUUUAAAGCUAAUUUACAAAUAUCGCUAUUAUACCACAUAGCUUAAAUAUGUCUUCAAUUCCACUGAAACUUUUUUCUACUUCUCGAAAUACCUGAAGAACUUUCAGCUGCAUGUUUUCAGUUUAGUUUUUCUGGUUAUAUCUAAUAUAUUUUUAUUUCAUUUUUAUUCUAUAAUAUUCCUUCGAUAUCUGCAACUUUUACAGAACUCCUUCUACACUUUUUUCUCAAUUUUUUACAUCAUCUCUUGUUUCCUCUCGACGCUUAAUAAAAUACGUUUCGUCUUUGAUGCCAUUAUAUACGAGAUCUUGGUGCGUACAAUAUGAAUUUCGUAUUAAAUUAAUAAGAAAGAUAUGAAAUUGUAGGAAGGCUGUGUAAUAGCAAUGAAUACAAGCAAGAAAUAUUGUACAACUAACAGAACAUCUGAAUACUGGAAUGUUCAGGUAGUAGAGGGACCAAAUUUUUUCACAUGAUUCUUUUUGCAUCUUUGCUCCAACACGAUGAAAUCAAACAACAACAACGUAGAAUGAGACAAAGUGUAAAAUUCAAGGUCGAUUUUUCUGUAAGUCUUUUUUCACAAAACUUCAUCGAACCGGACCUGUAAAAUUAUUAUAUAAACAAAUGCA
Messenger RNA from Bombus impatiens (common eastern bumble bee), 2496 nucleotides. RefSeq names its product elongation of very long chain fatty acids protein 6-like. The transcript is spliced from 4 exons. Gene Ontology annotation, cellular component: endoplasmic reticulum membrane. The record is from RefSeq and is a predicted model, not a curated record. Gene Ontology annotation, biological process: very long-chain fatty acid biosynthetic process; fatty acid elongation, monounsaturated fatty acid; sphingolipid biosynthetic process. The coding region runs from base 590 to 1423 and encodes 277 amino acids. Gene Ontology annotation, molecular function: fatty acid elongase activity. NCBI's taxonomy places the organism in Eukaryota, Metazoa, Arthropoda, Insecta, Hymenoptera, Apidae.